Messenger RNA from Melanaphis sacchari, 1674 nucleotides. RefSeq lists its product as uncharacterized. NCBI's taxonomy places the organism in Eukaryota, Metazoa, Arthropoda, Insecta, Hemiptera, Aphididae. The coding region runs from base 375 to 1604 and encodes 409 amino acids. The record is from RefSeq and is a predicted model, not a curated record. The transcript is spliced from 13 exons.
AGUGGACUAUAGCGUCUUUUAAUGGCGGCGGUAUCAUGUACGACAACAACCGACAUGUUAUUUUUUUGAAAUUUAUUCCAUACUGCCGAUUGCCGAAUAUAAUCGUAUUAUUUUUUAAUAAUUAGAAUUAUCGUGUAAUUUUUUUAACAAUUCAGAAUAUUUUAUCGUGAAAAAAAAAUUUUUAAUAGUUUUCCCGAAAAUAACCUAAAAAUUUUUUUUUUUGUCACGGUGAUUAGUUGUCUCGUGUAGAUAGUUGCCAUUUUACAACAACGGUCGCGUCGAUCGGUACACAGUCAAUUAUCGCCUAACCGCUGUUAAUUUCGUGAUUGAACAUAUUAUUAAUUUCCGAAUAUUUUUGUUUCGUCAACAUUUAAAUGUCUAAACGUAACGAGAAACGUUCGAAAGAACGUGUUUACAACUCUUAUGUAUUACUCAAAAGACUCACAGAAGAAGAGAUUGAGAAGCAUACUGGAAAAAAGCAAAAAAAAGAGAAUACAUCUAAUGAGGAUAUAGCUAGCAAAAUAAUCGAACAAGAAAAUGGAAAUGAUGGCAAUAUGAAGAACGAUAAAACUCAAGAAAAAGAGAAUAAGACUAUUAUCCCAUCAAAUGAGUUUGAUUCAAAUAUGGUAAUCAAACAAGAAGCAAUAAAUGAUGGGAAUAUGGAAAUCGAUGAAGCACAAGAAAACGAGAAUAAUUCUAUUCCAAAUAUGAUGACUGAAAACGUUAAAAGCGAAAAUAUUGAUGGAAAUAUGAAAAAUUUAGCUGCACAAGAACAUAACCCUCAAGGUCCAUCAAACUAUUACAUUCCUGAUAACAUAAAAAUCAAACAAGAACUUGAAGAUAAUACUGCUUACUUAUUAAGAACACAAGAAAUGGGUAAUAUGCCUAAUCUCACCAACGACUUUAUGACAGUUCCUAUCAAACAAGAAAAUGAAGAAGAUGAUGAUGAGGAGGGUUACCUCUUCAAUUAUAAUGUAAAUUACGAUGAUAUGGAUACGUUUGAUCCAUCAAACAAUCUCAUUACUGCUACAGAAUUUGAUCAAGAACUUCAAGGUUAUAGUAACAUGGAGACCAAUGUUGCUCAAGGAAAUGUGUUCAUUCCAUCAAAUAAUUACAUUCCUGGUAUGGAAUAUGGGCAAGCAGUUCAAAACGAUGGUAACAUGGGGAUCAAUGUUGCUCAAGAAAAUGUGUUCAUUCCAUCAAAUAAUUACAUUCCUGGUAUGGAAUAUGGGCAAGCAGUUCAAAACGAUGGUAACGUGGGAAUUUAUAUACCACAAGGACAUGAGAACAUGCCUAGUACAUCUAAAAGUUUUGUUCCCAUAAAAAUUAAACAAGAAUUUCAUACUCAAAGUUACAUGGAGCCAACCUAUGCUACACAAGGAAAUAUGUUUGAUCCAUCAAACAAUUUCAUUCCUAAUGUGGCAAAUGGACAAAAAAACAUGAGGAUGAAAAUACCAGAAAAUCAAGGAAAUCGGGCCAUCCCGUCAAACGGUAAUGUUCCUAUAUUUAUCAAACAAGAAAUUUUUGAUGAUGGCAACAUCGAGAUCUUCACGGAUGUAUUGAAGCCAUUGGCGGACCAGGAAGAUGAGGAUGAGACUCCAUAGUAACAGUCUUUUUUGCAUAAUCCUGACUUACAUCUUCAUAUAUUUCUCUUACGCUUAGCGAUUUUUUAUU